AAGGAUCAAAUGAUUAGAGAAACAAGGAAUUGAGGGACUAUAUUAGGAUGAAAAAACAAUAGAAUAAUCAAACUCAACCAAAUUUAAGAGAAAGAGGACCAAAUCCACCUUAACCCAUAAACACAGUGAGAGAGAGAGAGUAUAUUUCCUGAGAAGGGCCGGCAAAUCAUCAAAGACCUUCAUUCAACAAGGUUGAGAGAAAAACCACAUCGUGUCUUGCAAGCAGACACCAGAACUUCUAGUCUAAAUGUGGGCUUUUCAGUCUCCCAAAACUACGCUUCUACCUUCCAACGCCACUUUCUUGCCUCGCCCUUCUCUAAAACCCCCGAUUUGCUCCAUAACCUUAAAUCCCACAGCUUCCACUGCCGACAACAACAAACUAAUCCAAUCUCUUUGCAAACAAGGCAACCUCACACAAGCUCUUGAGCUCCUCUCUCUUGAGCCCAAUCCUGCCCAACACACUUAUGAGCUUCUAAUUCUUUCUUGCACCCACCAAAACUCUCUCCUUGACGCCCAACGCGUUCAUCGCCACCUCCUUGAAAAUGGGUUCGACCAGGAUCCGUUUCUGGCCACCAAACUCAUCAACAUGUAUUCCUUUUUUGACUCAAUUGACAAUGCACGCAAGGUGUUUGAUAAAACGCGAAACAGAACUAUUUAUGUUUAUAAUGCGCUCUUUCGAGCGCUUUCGUUGGCGGGUCAUGGAGAAGAGGUUUUGAACAUGUACCGUAGAAUGAAUUCUAUUGGGAUUCCCUCUGAUAGGUUCACUUAUACGUACGUGCUUAAAGCUUGUGUUGCAUCAGAAUGUUUUGUGUCGCUGCUAAACAAGGGAAGAGAGAUUCAUGCCCAUAUUUUGCGACAUGGAUAUGAUGGAUAUGUCCAUAUUAUGACCACCUUGGUAGAUAUGUAUGCAAAGUUUGGUUGUGUAUCUAAUGCGAGCUGUGUUUUCAAUCAGAUGCCAGUGAAAAAUGUUGUUUCUUGGAGUGCUAUGAUUGCUUGUUAUGCGAAGAAUGGGAAGGCUUUCGAGGCAUUGGAGCUGUUCAGGGAAUUGAUGCUUGAGACUCAAGAUUUAUGUCCGAAUUCUGUGACAAUGGUUAGUGUACUUCAAGCUUGUGCUGCACUUGCAGCACUGGAACAAGGGAGGUUGAUACAUGGAUAUAUUCUUAGAAAGGGACUUGACAGUAUCUUGCCAGUAAUUAGUGCCCUUGUUACUAUGUAUGCUAGAUGUGGUAAGCUUGAAUUGGGGCAACGAGUUUUUGAUCAGAUGGAUAAGAGAGAUGUUGUUUCGUGGAAUUCUUUGAUUUCAAGUUAUGGGGUUCAUGGAUUCGGAAAGAAAGCAAUUGGAAUUUUUGAAGAGAUGACCUACAAUGGUGUAGAACCUAGCCCCAUAUCUUUUGUUAGUGUUUUGGGAGCUUGCAGUCAUGCAGGACUUGUUGACGAGGGAAAGAUGUUGUUUAGCUCGAUGCAUGUAGCGCAUGGGAUAUGUCCUAGUGUUGAGCAUUAUGCUUGUAUGGUGGAUCUUCUUGGGCGUGCCAAUAGGUUAGAAGAAGCUGCUAAGAUUAUAGAGAAUAUGCGGAUUGAACCAGGACCUAAGGUUUGGGGUUCUCUUCUUGGAUCAUGUAGGAUUCAUUGUAAUGUUGAGCUUGCAGAGAGGGCAAGCAUAAGGCUUUUUGACCUUGAGCCUACAAAUGCUGGGAAUUAUGUGCUCCUUGCUGAUAUUUAUGCUGAAGCCGGUAUGUGGGAUGGAGUCAAAAGAGUUAAGAAGCUCCUAGAAGCUAGGGGAUUGCAAAAAGUCCCAGGUCGCAGUUGGAUAGAAGUUAAAAGGAAAAUCUACUCAUUUGUCUCUGUUGAUGAGGUUAAUCCACGGAUGGAGCAGCUCCAUGCUUUGUUGGUUAAAUUGUCAAUGGAAUUGAAGGAGGAAGGCUACGUGCCACAGACCAAAGUUGUGCUCUAUGAUCUCAAGGCAGCAGAAAAGGAACGGAUUGUGCUAGGUCAUAGCGAAAAACUGGCUGUUGCCUUUGGACUCAUCAACAGUAGCAAGGGGGAAGUCAUUCGGAUAACCAAAAGCUUGCGGUUAUGCGAAGAUUGUCACUCCUUUACCAAGUUCAUUUCCAAGUUCGCUAAUAAGGAGAUUCUGGUAAGAGAUGUGAAUCGAUUUCACCAUUUUCGUGACGGGGUUUGUUCCUGUGGGGACUAUUGGUGAUUACAUGCGGUAAUCAUUUUUUCUUUUGAUUUAUUUUUCCUAAUGAUUGGUGAUAAUUUUCAGAAGAGCACAGAGAGAUACAUGUACAGUAGCAACUUGAAGUAUUUGAAUAUUAAUAGUUCUACUAUAUAAUCUUCAGCAAA
Populus trichocarpa (black cottonwood) is the source of this 2343-nucleotide messenger RNA. RefSeq names its product pentatricopeptide repeat-containing protein At3g46790, chloroplastic. Bases 248 to 2200 code for a protein of 650 amino acids. Gene Ontology annotation, biological process: RNA modification. The record is from RefSeq and is a predicted model, not a curated record. The transcript has a single exon. Gene Ontology annotation, molecular function: protein binding; RNA binding; zinc ion binding. Lineage: Eukaryota; Viridiplantae; Streptophyta; Magnoliopsida; Malpighiales; Salicaceae.